CGGGAGGAAGAUGGCGGCAGCAACAACAACAGCAGCGGCGCCGACGCCGGAGGAAGGGGAGGUGGUGGGGGAGGCUGCGGCCGGGGACCCCCCGGGACCCCCUGAGCAGGGCGCCGGGGACUCCGAGACCGGGGGGGACACCAACCUGGUCGAUGUCACCGCUGGCUUGGAGACCGAGUCCUCUAAUGGGAAGGAUCCCCUAGAAGGUGCUGGGGACAGUUCUGAAGUCUUGGACGCUCAAACGGGUUCAGUGGAUGAAGAGAAUGGGCGACAGCUUGGAGAGAUAGAGCUGCAGUGCGGGAUUUGUACAAAGUGGUUCACAGCGGACACCUUUGGCAUUGAUACUACAUCAUGUCUGCCUUUCAUGACCAACUACAGUUUCCAUUGCAAUGUCUGUCAUCACAGCGGGAACACAUACUUUCUAAGAAAACAAGCAAAUCUGAAGGAAAUGUGCCUUAGUGCUCUGGCCAACUUGACGUGGCAGUCAAGGACACAAGAUGAGCACCCAAAAACUAUGUUCUCAAAAGACAAGGAUAUUAUACCAUUUAUUGACAAGUACUGGGAGUGUAUGACAACUAGACAGAGACCUGGAAAAAUGACUUGGCCAAAUAACAUUGUAAAAACAAUGUGUAAAGAAAGGGAUGUGUUCUUGGUGAAAGAGCAUCCAGACCCAGGUAGUAAAGAUCCAGAGGACGAUUAUCCAAAGUUUGGGCUACUAGAUCAGGACCUUGCUAAUAUUGGUCCAGCAUACGAUAACCAGAAGCAGAGCAGUGCUGUAUCUACUAGUGGAAGCUUAAAUGGGGGCAUUCCAGCAGGAGGUAGUGGGAAAGGAAGAGGAGCAAAACGCAAACAGCAAGAUGGAGGGACCACAGGAACAGCCAAGAAAACCAGAAGUGACCCUUUGUUUUCUGCUCAGCGCCUGCCACCUCAUGGUUACCCUCUGGAGCACCCUUUUAAUAAAGAUGGAUAUCGUUACAUUCUGGCUGAGCCUGACCCCCAUGCGCCUGACCCAGAGAAACUGGAGCUAGACUGUUGGGCAGGAAAACCUAUUCCUGGAGAUCUCUACAGAGCAUGCCUAUAUGAACGAGUCCUCCUAGCAUUGCAUGACCGAGCACCUCAGCUAAAGAUCUCUGAUGACAGACUGACCGUUAUCGGAGAGAAAGGAUACUCCAUGGUACGAGCCUCGCAUGGGGUGCGGAAGGGAGACUGGUACUUUGAGAUAUCUGUGGAUGAGAUGCCUCCAGACACAGCUGCCAGACUUGGCUGGUCGCAGCCACUAGGGAACCUGCAGGCUCCCCUAGGCUAUGACAAGUUCAGUUACUCCUGGCGCAGCAAGAAAGGAACAAAGUUUCAUCAGUCCAUAGGCAAACACUAUUCAGCUGGCUAUGGGCAAGGAGAUGUACUGGGUUUUUAUAUCAGUCUUCCUGAAGAUACAGAGACAGCAAAGUCAUUGCCUGAUACCUAUAAAGAUAAGGCUUUGAUCAAGUUCAAAAGUUACUUGUAUUUUGAAGAGAAGGAUUUUGUGGAUAAAGCAGAGAAGAGCCUAAAGCAAACUCCUGGAAGCCAAAUAAUCUUCUAUAAAAAUGGUGUCAGCCAAGGAGUUGCCUUUAAAGAGAUUUUUGAAGGCGUUUAUUUCCCUGCCAUUUCUUUGUAUAAGGGCUGCACGGUUUCAGUAAACUUUGGACCGUACUUCAAAUACCCUCCAAGAGACAUCACUUACCGCCCCAUGAGCGACAUGGGCUGGGGUGCUGUUGUAGAGCACACAUUGGCAGAUGUCUUGUAUCAUGUGGAGACAGAAGUUGAUGGAAGACGAAGCCCACCGUGGGAGCCCUAGAGGAGAUGCUGUAUAUACGGAUAUCUUAAACACUGGACAAACAUGGUUUAUUUCUAGAGAAUUGCAACAUCAGUUUCUGAACCAUCACUACUUUGUAAAGAAUAAACCACGCUCAGCUGCUA
Malaclemys terrapin pileata is the source of this 1956-nucleotide messenger RNA. RefSeq names its product ASH2 like, histone lysine methyltransferase complex subunit (gene ASH2L). Bases 11 to 1834 code for a protein of 607 amino acids. NCBI's taxonomy places the organism in Eukaryota, Metazoa, Chordata, Testudines, Emydidae. The transcript has 16 exons. Gene Ontology annotation, cellular component: Set1C/COMPASS complex. The record is from RefSeq and is a predicted model, not a curated record. Gene Ontology annotation, molecular function: transcription cis-regulatory region binding; protein binding.